GCCAAUUCUUCUUUGCAGAACCAGUCUUUGAUCAGCAGUCCACAGAGCCACAACCAAUACAGAGUACAACAUGUCAUCUGCAUCUUUCCAAGGAAUAGUGCGCCCUUUUGUAAUUGCAAUUCUUAUACUGGGUUGUUUUGGGAUUUUAUUUUUUACUUAUUUCAAGAUGCCCACUACAUGGCUGUCAAAUCAAGUGAAAUUAAAAGCACCUGCACCAAUGGUGAAAAACUUUGGUUCCAAAAACGAACAAAACCAGACAAUUGGUUCCAAAAACAAAGAAGACCAGACUAUUAUACUAAUCUGGAUGUGGCCAUUUGGCAGUGCCUAUGAUCUCAGCUCCUGUAGUGCUCUGUUUAACAUUGAUGGCUGUCACCUAACAGCAGACCGAAACAUGUACAGCAAGUCAGAUGGGGUUAUCUUCCAUCACAGAGACAUUCACUGGGAUUUAUCCAACAUGCCACAAUCACAGCGCCCAUCAUUCCAAAAAUGGGUGUGGAUGAACAUAGAAUCACCCACAAAUACAGGAAGGAAUCCUGCUCUCAAAAGCCUGUUCAAUUUGACUAUGAAUUACAGGAAGGAUGCUGAUAUUGCAGUGCGUUAUGCGACAAUUGUUAAAACUGAGGUGAAUAACUUCAAAAUACCAAGCAAAAACAAGUUAGUGUGCUGGAUUGUGAGCAACUGGAACCGAAGUUACAGAAGAGUGACAUACUAUAAUGAGUUGAAGAGACACAUUGAUAUAAAUGUCUAUGGACGGGCCUUUGGGAGAUCAGUCAGUAGCCAAGACUUUGAUGCCACAAUUGCCAGCUGUAAAUUCUAUCUGUCAUUUGAGAACUCAAUCCACAAAGACUACAUCACUGAAAAACUGUACAACCCAAUGUCCGUUGGCACAGUGCCAAUUGUUCUUGGGCCAUCAAGACAGAACUAUGAGGACUUUGUCCCAGGUGAUUCCUUCAUACAUGUGGAUGAUUUUCCCUCCCCCCAAAAGCUGGCUGAGCACAUCCGGUUCUUAGACAAGAACGAAGACAUGUACCAACGAUACUUCAACUUUCGCAAACAGUUUGAAGUAAAGAAGACUUCUGCAUUUGUCAUAGGCACAUGUCUUGCCUGUAAUUACAUUAGGACACACUUCAAUGAAUACAAAGUUAUCAAUGACCUUAACACAUGGUUCUGGGGGUGAUGAAAAGCACAAUAUGUGGAAUUUGGUGAAAGCUGCAUUUUUACUACACACCCAGUGCUUGUGGAGUGAAGGACGUCCAUUCCUCAUGUUUUUUCCAUAAUUUUAGAAUGUAAAAAUAUUUAUUUCUCCUGUAACAUGCUGCACACAAAUGAACUACCAGAUUCAGAAUUUAGCAUAAUUUAAUUAGCAUAUUUCAAUUCAUUUGACUCAUUUAAUUCAUUAUGUUGGGUAUGUAAAAGUAUAGGAGGGAGAAAACUAUGUACUCAUGGAUGGAAUAAAGAAUGUGGUGAAUUAUUACAGAUCUGCAUGCCUAUACAAGUGUCUGGA
This is a messenger RNA of Conger conger (European conger), 1504 nucleotides long. Its product is annotated as 4-galactosyl-N-acetylglucosaminide 3-alpha-L-fucosyltransferase 9-like. The transcript has 2 exons. Gene Ontology annotation, molecular function: alpha-(1->3)-fucosyltransferase activity. Gene Ontology annotation, cellular component: membrane. NCBI's taxonomy places the organism in Eukaryota, Metazoa, Chordata, Actinopteri, Anguilliformes, Congridae. The record is from RefSeq and is a predicted model, not a curated record. The coding region runs from base 71 to 1177 and encodes 368 amino acids.